AAAAGAAACAGUAGAGUUUGACACGUGAGAUGAGCAACAAGCGUAUUAUUUUACUCUCCACCGACAGAUGAGAGCAGUAUUAUUGCUGUUUGAGUUUCAGAGAGUCGUGUGAGGAACUACUGAGAGUUUCAGACUGAUUUUCUGAACUGAACUGAUGAAGAAAUGAAGUUUCCACUGAUAGUUUGUGUGUUUCUGCUGACGGUGAGCAGUUCACUGUCUGUGAACGUUACAGUGAGUGGAACAGAGGGACGAGGAGUGAGCAUUACCUGCCCUUAUCCAGAAGGAUAUUUAUAUGCUUACAGUUACAAAUACUUCUACAGAGGACAUUACAGAGACCGUGUCAUUAUAUUAGAAUCUGAUGGAAUACAGACUUUUGCGAUGAAUGGCAGAUUCUCACUGAAGGAUAAUCGUCAGACCAGAUCAUUUACAGUGACCAUCAGUAACCUGAAGAUGGACGAUGCUGGACCGUACGGCUGUAAAGCUGGACAUGAAUAUGCAAACUACCAACAAGUGGAGCUUAUUGUGAUCAGAGCUCCAGAGACAACAACACGUGUCCAGAUCUCAACAACCAGCAUUAGUCCAUAUACAAACAGCAGCACUGAACACACCAGCACAGCGUCGCCUUCAGAUCUGGCUUCUGUUGCUGGCGGUCUGGGUUCGGUUCUGCUGGUUCUGACUCUGUGUUGUGGAACCUUCAUCAUCCUGAAGAAGAGGAAGAGGAAAUCUAGGACAGCUUUAUUUCAGCAAAACAUGCAGCGCAAUACAGAGACUGACCACAUGUCUGAGGAGAUUCCAAACACAGACUUUAACAUGGUAACGUCUUCAUCCAAUCAGACGCCUUCAUCUUCAUCCAAUCAGACGCCUGCAUUACACCUCAACAACUGCACAUAUGAAUCUACUGGUUAUGCCACAGUAACCAAUCAGCAGCUUGAUUCAAACCCCACUCACACCCACUCGACCAAUCAGCUGACAGAUACAGCCGGUGAUUAUAACUACCUAACAGCAACACAUCCACAAAACAUCACACCAGACGAGGAUCCGCUUGAAGCUCCACGAUUCUCCGUCGAUUUUCUUGUGUAAAACGGAAAUUGUGAUUCUCC
This is a messenger RNA of Rhinichthys klamathensis goyatoka, 1100 nucleotides long. Its product is annotated as CMRF35-like molecule 8. The record is from RefSeq and is a predicted model, not a curated record. The transcript has 6 exons. Lineage: Eukaryota; Metazoa; Chordata; Actinopteri; Cypriniformes; Leuciscidae. The coding region runs from base 163 to 1080 and encodes 305 amino acids.